AACUGUCCAUGACUCUUCUCCGUGUCACAGCACAGCACUCACAUCACUGCUCCAUCAUUAUUCACAGGAACCAAACUGGACCUCCACCCAGAAGGGUGUCCUAUAAGAGUAAACGGGUGAAGGAUUUCUUUCGUAAUUUAGGGGAGGGAAGGUCAUCUGAGAGAAGAGAGAGGAAGAGUGGUGUUUGUAAGGAGGAGCAGCUGUCCUGCUGUGCUUUGUGUCAGGACGUCCUGAAGGAUCCAGUAUCUACCCUCUGUGGACACUGGUUCUGCAGACAGUGCAUCUCCUCAUACCGGGACCAGUCUGCUUCAUCAGGAAACUCCUCCUGUCCCCUGUGUGGAGAAAGGUCCAGAACCAGAGCUGGACUGCAGACAGCCAGUCAGAGCAGCUGUGUACAAACAAACGUUGGUCUGCAGGAGGUGCCAGGACAUCUUUAA
Molecule: messenger RNA, 437 nt
Organism: Oreochromis niloticus (Nile tilapia)
Lineage: Eukaryota; Metazoa; Chordata; Actinopteri; Cichliformes; Cichlidae
Product: tripartite motif-containing protein 72-like
Exons: 4
Coding region: 9-437 (142 amino acids)
Molecular function (GO): metal ion binding
Source: RefSeq, a predicted model, not a curated record